Pistacia vera is the source of this 1051-nucleotide messenger RNA. RefSeq names its product serine/arginine-rich splicing factor SR45a-like. NCBI's taxonomy places the organism in Eukaryota, Viridiplantae, Streptophyta, Magnoliopsida, Sapindales, Anacardiaceae. Gene Ontology annotation, molecular function: RNA binding. The record is from RefSeq and is a predicted model, not a curated record. Gene Ontology annotation, biological process: positive regulation of mRNA splicing, via spliceosome. Bases 176 to 850 code for a protein of 224 amino acids. The transcript has 7 exons. Gene Ontology annotation, cellular component: spliceosomal complex.
AAGUGGCCGCUAAUUAACUGCAUUAAUUAAAAAAUCAAAGUGCAUAGCCUAUGCACUGGCUGACUGGCACAAUUCUUUGCACGUGCCUUACAUACUCGAUCAUUGUCGAGAGUACCCAGUGCCCAACACUGAGUUAGGUUAUCCCACUGGCUCGGGCGAUUCGCAAACAAGAUAGAUGUCAUAUUCAAGGGAAGGAAGGUCUGCUUCGCCACGUGCCUCUGUUUCACCUGUUCGGGGUCGGAGGUCGAGGUCAUUAUCUAGGUCCAGGCGAAGUCGCUCAAGGUCUAGGAGCCGUGAUUUUGUUGAGGCAACAAAUCCAGGAAAUAACUUGUAUGUGACAGGCUUAUCCACAAGGGUGACAAGUUCUGAUCUUGAGAAGUUUUUUAACAGUGAAGGGAAGGUUACUGAAUGCCAUUUGGUCACAGAUCCUCGUACCAGAGAAUCUCGUGGUUUUGCUUUUGUUACGAUGGAAACUGUUGAGGAUGCAGACCGUUGUAUCAAGUAUUUGAACCGUACAGUGCUUGAAGGUCGAUUAGUCACUGUGGAAAAGGCAAAAAGGUCUCGUGGCAGAACACCUACUCCUGGCAGGUAUCAUGGCUUGAGAGAGAGACGAGGACCUGGUCGCAGACGUUCUCGUAGCUACUCACCUCAUAGAUAUGACAGAGAUCCUUAUCCAAGGGAACGACGGGGAAGAUCACGCUCCCCAUACGGUAGAGGUAGAUCGCCUUCCCCACAUGGUAGAGGUAGAUCGCGUUCCCCAUAUGAGAGGAGGAGAGACUAUUAUUCUGACACAUAUAAGAGACGCAGAGAACGCUCAUUGUCUGCUAGUGGCAGUGGCUACCCUAGAUAGAACAGAUCAAUUCUAUUGCAAGGCUGGCCCUCCUUAAUUACUGUGGAUUUAUGUGAAACAUCGGAUCAUUAUCUUGUACUCUUUAAUUUAAUGCAUUGCUCACACCUUACUGCCAUAUAGCAGCAGUUUGAAUUGUUGACUGCCCCAUUGAUGUUAAGAAUUUGAAAAACUACCUAAAUUUCCAGCAUAAUUUAUUGAGCC